CAAUUGGAUUUGCUGGAAUUUCGUUUUUUUCUGCUGCCUGUUUCCAGAUCUACCGUUUUGCUUCCGAUUUCCUUGUGUAAACAACAUUUCUGGCAACCGCUCAUUUUCUUUUGAAUACAGAUUUUUAAGAGAUAAUGGGUCGUGGAGUGAGCAGCGGUGGAGGUCAGAGUUCUCUGGGAUACCUAUUUGGUGGCAAUGAAGCUCCUGUGCCAAGACCGGUUGCAACUAAUGUGGAGGCUUCUCCGAGGAAUUCAGCUCCACCGGCAAGUGCAGUGGCUACAGACAAGUCAUCUGCUGUUGCACCAUCUGGAGGGGAUGCUCCCAAGCAGAUUCCAGCUGGCAUCCAGGGCAGCCAGAGUAACAACAACUAUUUCCGCGCAGAUGGCCAAAACACCGGCAACUUCCUCACGGAUCGACCAUCCACCAAAGUCCAUGCUGCCCCGGGAGGUGGAUCUUCCCUAGGAUACCUUUUCGGAGAUGGCAAGUAGAAUCUUCACACCUCUUCCAAUUCAAAGAUGAAGUUGAUGUUUGCUGUGUUUCCCUGUGAAGUGUGGGGGGGGGGGGGGGGGCGACAUCUAGAGUAGCUUCAGACAUUGUGAAUUGUAAUACUGUAUAUGUUAUUUUUGUUUUCCUAAAUCGAGCAUUGCUUCCCUUGCUCCUCGAAUCAAGAAGCUACUUGCUGCUGUCUGGAUGCAGAUUAUUAAUUGUAAUAAUUUGCUUUUUUCA
Molecule: messenger RNA, 726 nt
Organism: Salvia splendens (bonfire salvia)
Lineage: Eukaryota; Viridiplantae; Streptophyta; Magnoliopsida; Lamiales; Lamiaceae
Product: protein SPIRAL1-like 1
Exons: 3
Coding region: 135-488 (117 amino acids)
Biological process (GO): cortical microtubule organization
Cellular component (GO): cortical microtubule, transverse to long axis
Source: RefSeq, a predicted model, not a curated record